AUGGUAACAACUCCUGACAUGUUAUGGUUGGUCAUCGCGAGUGGUGUAGCAUGUUUUUUUAUGGCAUUUGUAACAGGAGCAAAUGAUAUAGCAAACACGUUUAGCACAUCCAUUGGAUCCAAAGCUUUAAGCAUUAAGAAAGCUUUAAUUAUUGCCUUUUUUUUUGAGGCAUUAGGGGCUUCCUUACUGGGUGGCACAGUUACUGAUUCUAUACGUUCAAAAAUAAUAAACUUUGAAGCAUUUUAUGAUGCUCCAGAAUUUUUAAUGCUAGGAAUGUUUUGCGCCCUUAUGGGUGCAACCAUGUGGCUAGCAAUAGCCACAUGCUUAGGAUUACCUGUAUCGACAACACACAGUAUAAUUGGAGCAUUAUUGGGUUUUGGAUUAGCUGCAGGUCAUACCAAAUCAAUUAAAUGGGAAAAAAUUCACAGUAUAGUUAUAUCAUGGUUUGCUGCACCUGUGUUGGCUGGAAGUUCUUCAGCAAUAGCUUUUACCAUACUACGUCAUUUAAUUUUGAGAAAAAAAAAUUCUUUUCAGAUAAUAAAAAAAACAUAUUGGUUUUUAAUAUUCUUGAUAACGUUGCCAUUUAGUGUAUUUUUAGUAUUUCAAAAUCCAAUCGUGUUAAAUAUUGAAUGCAAAAUGAAGAAGGGAAAUACUGUAGUUACAACUUCACCUUGUUAUGUUCAGGAUUGGAGUGUUGCGAAUUCUUAUUAUGCUUCCCUUAUAUGUAUAAUAUUAUCAUCCUUUUUGACAUGUAUAGGAUCUGUAAUUAUAUAUUUUGUAUAUAACAAAAGAUUAAAUGAUUAUAACUUUAAGAAAAAAUUAUUUGGUGAUGACAUGAUGAACGAUUUGGAAAAAAGUGGAAUGGACAAGAAAAAUAAUAGUAAUAAUAACGCUAUAUGUAAUGUAAAUAAUAGUAGUCUAAACUCAGUUGCUUCUAACGAAACCCAAGUUACUCAACCUAAGGUACCUUUAUCAGGUCAAAAACAACAAACCAAGGUUGUAGGAUCAUCGUUAGCACCAUGUGAAGAAAAGCAUAUUGAAAAAAAAAAAAUUCCAGAAGAAUAUGAAGAUGAGGAGGAACAGAAUUAUCAAACCAUAAUAAACAUGAAAAAUGUGCAGGAAACAAAUAAUGAUAUAAAAAUUAAUAAGUGUUGUAAGAUAGUAGGGAGGAGAAAUUGUAACACUGAUAACGAUAGCAAUAAUAACAUAGCCCAAACAGUGAUUGAAAAUUUUGAUCAUCAAACAGAAAUUGUUUUUUCAUCUCUUCAAAUUAUUAGUGCAAUUUUAGGUGUAGUAGCUCAAAGCGCAAAUGAUACAGCCAAUGCUAUUGGACCUUUUGCUGCAGUAUUUAAUACUUAUAAUAAUGGAAUUAAAGAGAAAUUAAAAGUACAAUGGUAUAUACUUCUCUUUGGAGGUUUAUCCAUGUCUCUUGGUUUAUCAAUAUUAGGGUAUAGAGUUAUUAAAACUGUAGGUAUGAAAUUAAUUAAAAUUACUCCAUCAAGAGGUUUUACCAUAGAACUUAUAUCAGGAUUGGUUGUUUUGUUUUUUAGUAUUUGUGGUAUACCAUUGAGUUCUACGCAUUGUGCAGUGUCAAGUGUUAUUGGGCUAGGAUUAGUAGAGGCAAAAAUAUCAAAUGAAAUUGAUGAUGUUAAUAAUAGUAAUAACAAUAACAAUAACUGUUGUAAUAGGAAAGUCACCAGAUUAUUGGAAAAUGGAAAAUCCCAACCAGAGAAAGAUACAAAUUUGCCACUAAAGAAGAAAAAUUUGUUUUGUCCCUUUUCAUUUUUGAACACCUCAUGCGUAAAUCUGAAACUUUUUAGGACCAUUUUCCUAUCUUGGAUAAUAACAGUGUCCUUUUCCGCAACUGUAACUGCAGGAAUAUUUUCAUUUGCAGCUUAUAGUCCGUCAUAUUUUGUAAAGACACCAGUAGUAGUUCCGGUUUAA
Plasmodium gonderi is the source of this 1944-nucleotide messenger RNA. RefSeq names its product sodium-dependent phosphate transporter. The record is from RefSeq and is a predicted model, not a curated record. The transcript has 2 exons. The coding region runs from base 1 to 1944 and encodes 647 amino acids. NCBI's taxonomy places the organism in Eukaryota, Apicomplexa, Aconoidasida, Haemosporida, Plasmodiidae. Gene Ontology annotation, cellular component: membrane. Gene Ontology annotation, biological process: phosphate ion transmembrane transport. Gene Ontology annotation, molecular function: phosphate transmembrane transporter activity.